AGGGCAUUGCCUCUGCCUCGCUGCCCACGAAGCAAUUGACAUAUGGCAGAUGUGCAAAUGUUGUCAAGCCAGAGAAUUGGCUACCGCUGACAAUGUCGACCUUCUCAUCCUGUUCCAGGAAGAUCUGGUUGGAUUGGGUUGCUGCGAUUGGGGGAAAGACGAUUUCCCUUGCGACGGCCGUUGAGGCAAGUAGUGAGAAAGCUAAAGCAAUGGCGUACAUUCUGGGAUCAACUCAAAAGACUCAUUUGAGCUCAAAAGGAAUGAAUUGGGCCAGCGAGAGCCAUGAUUAUGUACCUCGUAGGUAGAUGGGCUUCUCCAACAGUGCAGACGCUAUCUUAUCGGCAAUCGACCAAAAUAGCAGUUCCAGCCGAUGGAGAAGCACGCUCGGCCGCCGCGGGGUAGGGAAACGAAUGUCCCUCCUUAAUGCGAUUAUUUGAUCAAGAUGGCGAGAUUGAGCAGAAGAAUGAGAAGCGCGCCUUUUCUGGAUAAUUCGCCAUCUCGAAGGUCGUAGAAGUAGCAAUGUGCUCCCACUCUCAGAGGCAGUCUUAUCUCAGAGCAAAAGCUCCCCGCAGCCACCCCACUUGACAAUAAUUUUCUCCGAUCAAUUUUGUCAUCGGAUGCGAUUGACUCGUUGACUUGCACUACAACCUUCCAAGCAGAUAUGCCUCACGCAGACUCCUCAUACUUCGGCUCCGCCGGCUCCAAAGCCGAAGUCUACACGCAAGUUCUCGACCAAGCCAAGGGCCUUGUAAUGGGGCAGCGCAACUGGGUCAGCAACUUCUCCAACGUUGCUUCCCUCCUUUGGCACGCAUACGCCGCGCUUCCGGCCCCCUCAUCAUCAGUCAACUGGGCGGGAUUCUACAUCCGUCGCGAUAAGUUCCCUUCUCUAAGUAGCACAGCGGCGAACGAUACAACAACAACACAGACAGAAACCCUCUGGCUCGGUCCCUUCCAGGGCCGUCCCGCGUGCCAGGAAAUCCGCUUCGGGCGCGGCGUGUGCGGCGCUGCUGCCAAGAAGCGCGAGACGGUCGUCGUUCCCGAUGUGUUGGACUUUCCGGGCCAUAUUGCUUGUGAUGCGAGCAGUCGGAGUGAGAUCGUGGUGCCGAUUCUGUACAACGGGGAGACUGUUGCUAUCAUAGAUAUUGACUGCGCGGUACCGGAUGGGUUUGAUGACGAGGAUAAGAAGUAUCUUGAGGAAUUGUCGGCUUUGCUGUCAAAAAGCUGUGAUUGGUAGGACGUGUCGAGAGAGUGUGUUGGUUGUUUUUCUAUCUACUAUUAUCGUUAGAUCAAAUAUAUUAAGCACUCGCUUAUGCCUACGCUUGAACCUCCA
Molecule: messenger RNA, 1330 nt
Organism: Aspergillus calidoustus
Lineage: Eukaryota; Fungi; Ascomycota; Eurotiomycetes; Eurotiales; Aspergillaceae
Source: the annotation of a GenBank genome assembly